Schistosoma mattheei is the source of this 1261-nucleotide messenger RNA. The record is from the annotation of a GenBank genome assembly. Lineage: Eukaryota; Metazoa; Platyhelminthes; Trematoda; Strigeidida; Schistosomatidae.
GCAGGUGCUGAAAAAAAAAUGACUACCUUUUCCGAUCGAUUACAGCUUCUACUUGAGCAACAACAGCAGUGCUUCAAAAAUAGCCAGUUAAAUUUUUUAGAAAAUUUACGCACACUGUUGGUAAAUGUUCCAUGUUUCGGAGGUGCAACAGAAGUUGGUAAAUUCAUUUCUCAUCUGCAGACUGAGCUGGAAAACAACUGCAGAACAUAUGAAGCUGUUUAUAAAAGCCUCUGUGAAUCCCGGACGACCAGUGAUGUAAACGAGACAGUUAUUCAUGGUCCGCCCAGUUGUCCAGAAAUGUCAAAUUCCGAAACGUUCCCUGUCGUGGGUUCAAAUCCCACUGUUCCUGAAACGUGUACAGACAGUGAUGUACCCAGCUCACAGGAGGAUCUCUUAUUAAAUGCUCAUAAAUUAAUUGCAGUACCCGCCCACAACGGAACAGGGAACAAAUCGUGCGGUACACUGAAUCCAGCUGUUUCAAAUGGUCCUCAUCAUUCAACAACAGGAGAUUCUGACGAAUCUUAUUAUCUAGAUCUUUUUGUACCAGAAAAUGUGUUAAAUGCAUUAAAUGAUGAUCAGAAAUCUAAUACAAUUUUGAUAGAUGUUGAUUAUCGCAGUGAUCAACUGUUUACAAAUGAGAUUUUCAACAAAUCCCGUGACAAUGUUCCAGAAGAAUCAAACGUUGGUGACCUCAUAUCAAGCGACAUUGUUCCCCACUAUUUAAUCACUUUCAGUGACUCCCCUGUUCAAUCUGACAAUUAUGUGUUAAAUAAAGUCAAAUUAAUUCUAACUUGGGAAUAUGAGGACCCAACAUUAUUUCGUGGGGGAGGAUGAACCCAGAAAAUUUCAAAAUCCGGAUAUCAACUCCGGAUCUUCAAAAAAAAGGGGAGGUGUUGUGGAUGCGGAAGAAUAGACCAAUAAUUAUCAUGUUAAGUCCAGUGGUGUCCUUGGACUUUAAAUGUACAUUCCCUAUUGGCUAUUAUUUAAUUCAUUCGUUACAUAUUGCGUAAAUGUUGUUUACUAUUUUUAUGGUACGAUGUGGUAUGCUUGAUUGGUAUAUAAACAAAGUAUGUUUGAAAUAUAAUGAUUCAUAUCUCCGAGGCUGUGACUUUUGUUCUCCACUCAACUGGGCUAGGACAGACAGCGGGGCAGGGCCAAUCAGGGCACUAGGUCGUCCCUUACGUGUUUUCCGUGUCACUGUACUGCGAUCGAUCAAUAAAUACGCUGCUUAUCAAGACCUGCAGUCACAUCAGUCAUAACA